Pseudoliparis swirei is the source of this 4815-nucleotide messenger RNA. It is a transcript of the gene zfyve28, whose product is annotated as zinc finger, FYVE domain containing 28. Gene Ontology annotation, molecular function: metal ion binding. Gene Ontology annotation, cellular component: early endosome membrane. The coding region runs from base 284 to 3334 and encodes 1016 amino acids. Gene Ontology annotation, biological process: negative regulation of epidermal growth factor-activated receptor activity. The record is from RefSeq and is a predicted model, not a curated record. Lineage: Eukaryota; Metazoa; Chordata; Actinopteri; Perciformes; Liparidae. The transcript has 14 exons.
GCUCCGCUCGUCUGGAUCCUUGGGACUUGGAAAGUGGGAGACAGACAGGCAACCUCGGGAUCCAGCGAAGAUGGGAAUAAGUCUUCGUGAUCGAGUCUCUACUUUGCACGUGUCCAGAGCUGCGCUGUAACGUUCAGGGCAACUUAGCAAAUACUGUGUUUUGUAGACUUCGCGUGUUGGAACAGCGCGAGCUAGCUUAGCGAGCAGCCGCUGGGACUGUCAGACACACAGGUACCGGAGAGGAGAGGAGGGCUCGGGGACAAAGGAAGGUGGCGAGGGGACGAUGAACCGCUUUCGGAAGUGGCUGUACAAGCCCAAGAGGACGGACCCUCAGCUCUUGGCCCAGUUCUACUACGCCGAUGAAGAACUGAAUCAAGUGGCCACUGAGCUGGACGGCCUGGACGGCCGGAAGGACCCUCAGAGAUGUACCCUGUUGGUCAACCAGUUCCGCUCCUGUCAGGACAGUGUGCUGAACAUUAUCAAUCAGAUAAUGGAUGAAUGUAUUCCCAACGACCGGGCCAACAGGGACUUUUCUGUCAAGUUCCCUGAGGAGAUUCGCCAUGACAACUUGGCAGGGCAGCUGUGGUUUGGGGCUGAGUGUUUGGCUGCCGGCUCCAUCAUCAUGAACAGAGAGAUUGAGAGUAUAGCAAUGAGGCCCCUGGCCAAGGACCUGACACGCAACCUGGAGGAGGUCCGCACCAUCACCAGAGACCAGGCCCUGAGAGACCUCAACUUGUACACGGACCGCAUGAAGGACGCGUUGCGACAUUUCGACAGCCUUUUUGCUGAGUUUGAGCUCAGUUAUGUGUCAGCCAUGGUGCCUGUGAAGUCCCCCAAAGAAUACUAUGUUCAGCAGGAAGUGAUUGUGCUCUUCUGCGACACGGUGGAAAGGGCCCUAAAGCUGGGAUAUCUCACACAAGACAUGAUCGAUGACUAUGAACCCGCACUGAUGUUUACAAUUCCCAGACUAGCCAUCGUAUGUGGGCUGGUCGUGUAUUCAGAGGGACCUCUCAACCUAGACCGAAAAUCCGAGGACAUGUCUGAGCUCUUCCGGCCUUUUCGCACUUUAUUGAAGAAAAUCCGAGACCUGCUCCAUACCCUUAAUGAGGAGGAGUUAAUGACACUAGAAAAACAUCUGUGUAUCACUCAAGACGGGGAAUUGUCCGCGGACCAGGGGCAGACUACAGACGGCUCACCAGCUUCAGUCCAAGAGGAUCACUCGCCCUCCAGCCCCGCUAAUGAUGCCUCCAAAGGGGAGAGUGAGGGUGAACAAGAGCAUCUGGCUCCAUGUGUCUGUCCCAGCCAGGAGGAUGGGCCGGCUGAAGUGGAAAAAGGCUGGGAGGAGGUAGAGAUGGGAGAGGAGGAGCAGGAGCAGGGCCUGCUGUGUGAGGAGGCCGAAGAGGCCGAGUUGGCCUGUUCCAUGCAGUACGACGAGGAGGAACUGGAGCAGCUCAACAUGAUGGUGUACCGUGUGGGGGACGAAAUGUCCACCUUUCUGUCACCUCCCAGCCAGGGUCAGUCGCCAGCACACCGUCCCCACAGAGGAGAGGCAGGAGGCUCCAGUGGGUCUUCCAGCACUGAAGCGUCUCCUCGCAGGCUCCAGGUGGGCCGAGGAAGGACAGGCGUCUAUUUAGAGGAGGAAGACAAGGUCUUCUUCAUGGAGGACCUGGACGCAGCGGGAGAUGGCGUCACCGGCAUUUCAAAAGAGGCUUGUCGUUGUAUCUCCUCUCCUUCCAACGUGCAGGAGUCUGCUCGUCCUGUGCAGUGCAAGCUGGGACCACAGCCGGACUCCGCCGGGAACGGUCGGUACGCCGAAGCCCAGUCAGAGCAGCCGUGCCCACAGCCACGCGGCCAGAACACACACUGUCCCCGAGCAAAGUGUCCCCCUUGCACUUCCGCUCUCGGCUCUGAUUCCUUGACUUACACCAACGGGUGGGAGAUGGGCUUGGAGGGGGCAGCGUCCGAAACGGCUGAGGUCAUCGCCCACCGUAUGGGUGGGAUGAAGCUCUCUGCAACGGUCAUCUUCAACCCUUGUUCCCCCAGCUCGACAGAGCUGGUCGUGGACAAGCUGCCGAGGCCAGCUCCUUCUGACAUUGAGCCCGGUGGCCCCCUGGUGGCCACCCACUGCCUGCUCAACUCCUGUGUCUGCUGUGGGAGCUGUGAGGAUGGUCGUGAGGAUGCCAUCACCGCAGAGUCCACUGGACUCGGGUUAGGCCUCGCCCUCGGAUUGGAUAACCACUGUAAGACGGCAGCUCCCGGCACUGUCCUCCAGUCUUCUGCUCGCCGUCUGCCCCCACAAGGUCACGGGCCUCGCAACAAGGGUGCGCUCGCUCCGUUGAAUCCCCCUUCUUCUUCUCGCUGCUCUGCAGAGUCCCUGGAAGAGGAUUCAAACUCACAGCUAUGUGAGAAGUGCCUGGUUGUGGCGCCAUGGCCGGGGCAUCACCCUCAUGGCUCCAGUGGUGGGGAUGGACCCUCCCUGUGCAACCACCAGCUGCGUAAUGGGAAGAGGCAGCAGGCCACUGGGGGCCGCCCGAGGGAAGAGGAGACGGAUAAGGACACGCCAGGAACUAAAGACUUGAAGAGGGACACCAAAGAAGACGGCAGGAUAAGCUCCAGUUUUCAGAGCUCUCCCCUCAGCUCUGUGUCAGGUAGUGACUGUGAGAGUGUGUCGGUCACCACUUGUAGUCUGUCAAGCAGUCCAUACACUCCCAGCCCUGUCAGCAGCCUGACCCCCAGCUCAGGGAUGUCAGAGGACCUGGACCAUCGGGAGAUCCAGCUGGCCCUGCAGAACGCCAAGCUGGCUGCCAGGAACAAGAUCCGCUCGCGCUUCCACAGCAGCAGCGAUCUCAUCCACCGUCUCUUUGUUUGUAUAUCAGGUGUCGCUGACCAGCUGCAGACCAACUAUGCCAGUGACCUUCGCAGCAUCCUCAAGACUCUGUUUGAAGUCAUGGCGACCAAGUGUGAGGAGGGAGACGGCGAGAGCCAAAAGAAAGCAGGGCCUGUGCUGCGCAGUGCCGUGCUGGAAGACUGCGCCCUCUGUCAGGAGACCAUUUCCUCAUCUGAAUUGGCAGCCAAGGCCAGAGACGGCCAAUUCGAAGACCCUCCAGACUGGGUCCCGGAUGAAGACUGCAACUCCUGCAUUGCCUGCAAGGCUCCUUUCACCGUCAUCCGCAGGAAGCAUCACUGUAGGAGCUGUGGAAAGAUCUUCUGCUCGCGCUGUUCCUCCCAUUCUGCUCCGUUGCCCCGGUACGGCCAGGUGAAGCCCGUCAGGGUUUGCACACACUGCUACGUGUUUCACGUCACGCCCUUCUACAGCGACAAGGCCGGCAUCUAACUGCACAACUGUUGCUUCAGAGGGACUGGCAACCAAAGGGUUUGAUCGCGGCUCCCAGCCAACACGCAAUGAUUCACAAAUGCCUGCCUGAGUUCUAGAGGUGUAAAGGAGAGAGAGAGCGGAUGAACGGGCAAUAACAGAUUUUGAACUGACAUUGUGCAACGGUCCUCUGUAGCAGUUUGCAGCACAAAAUCAGAACAGGCCACUUUGUUUGAUACGUUGUUUUAGUUGUAAAAUUGAAGCACUUGUGACAUAUUUUCUCUGCUUAUACGAGCUUCCUACAAUUGUGCCAGGGCUCCCCCCCCCUGGAUUACUCAAAAGAAUGUAAGUCAUGAUAACCAUGUAAAUAAGGAUACAUCUGGUAAUAGCUACGCUGCAAUGUCUUCAGUAAACAUUUGCUAUUUAUAUGGGAACUGGAAAGCAAACCUCUCCACACUACCAGUCAUGGUAAAGCAAACAUGAAACACAGACAGCUUUUAUAUUAAGAUUCUCUCAUGCUUUUUAAUAGCAAUGAAUGUGUAAUUCUGCAUCACUUUGUGAAAAGGUGUCCAGGUUCCAUCACGUUUGACCGCUCAGCUCUUUGUGGCGAGCGUCUACAGUCACACCCCGGCAUGUUCGCUUCUCUCUGAGGACUCCGCUGCACACUGAGAUGAUUAAAAGGGAUUCCCGAGUCAUCGCUGUCGGGUCUCGAAGGCCCCCCAGUGGAGAGUUGACCUCUCUUCGCUUGGUGGCCUCGUCACCAUGCCGUGUACAGUUUGUUUUGAACCCAGAGGCCUUCUAAUGUGCUGGCCUACAGGCCAAUUGUUGCCCAUUGAUUUAUCUUCCUACAAUAUUACUACUAACUGCAAUGGUCCUGCACAUUUUAGAGAUGGUAUGUAGCUAUAUACAUUGUAGUUAUAGGCCAUUUUUAAAGGGAUAAAUUGUACUGAUUUGGGUUUACACAAAUUGACUUCCAGCUUUUGCUCUGGUUGUACUGUUGGACAAGAACAGAUAUUUUGUCCCCAGAUUAACAUCAUUUGCACCUGACUUCCUUUUCUGCUCUUGAAUCUGCUUCCAUUGACCGCGUACAAAGAGUCUUCCAUGAUGUCACAGUUUGUGUGUCAAAUCUGGACCUUUGAGCAACACCCGUGAGAUAUCUCGUCAUGUCCCUUCUGCUCUGGUGUAAAGCAGUUUCUCAGGCAUUACAUAAUCAAAAUCACUCACUACUCUUGAAUCAAUCUAGUUUUCAUCAGAGAACAUAUGAACUCACUUUGAAAAGGUAUGUUUGUUUCCUUUUAUAAAGAACAAAAAUAAUGUAUGAAGCUAUAAUUACUUUGAUGUAAAAUACAAAGAAUCAUGCAGUAAUUAAAGGGAGGGGUAUCCAGUUUAUUAAUUCAUUUCCAUGAUAAGAGCUGUGUAAAAUAUUCAACAAACAAAUAAUGUUAUAUAGUUUUAAAUGCGAUGUAUAUUGAAAUAAAUUACUUUUUCCUGUUUAAAAUGUC